This is a messenger RNA of Knipowitschia caucasica, 765 nucleotides long. Lineage: Eukaryota; Metazoa; Chordata; Actinopteri; Gobiiformes; Gobiidae. The record is from the annotation of a GenBank genome assembly.
AUGAGCGAGGACCAGGACGAGCGAGGACCAGGACGAGCGUGGACCGGGACGAGCGAGGACCGGGACGAGCGAGGACCGGGACGAGCGUGGACCGGGACGAGCGAGGACCGGGACGAGCGAGGAAUUGGACGAGCGAGGACCGGGACGAGCGUGGACCGGGACGAGCGAGGACCGGGACGAGCGAGGACCGGGACGAGCGAGGACCGGGACGAGCGAGGACCGGGACGAGCGUGGACCGGGACGAGCGUGGACCGGGACGAGCGAGGACCGGGACGAGCGUGGACCGGGACGAGCGAGGACCGGGACGAGCGAGGACCGGGACGAGCGUGGACCGGGACGAGCGUGGACCGGGACGAGCGAGGACCGGGACGAGCGAGGAAUUGGAGAGCGAGGAAUUGGACGAGCGAAGACCGGGACGAGCGUGGACCGGGACGAGCGAGGACCGGGACGAGCGAGGACCGGGACAAGCGAGGACCGGGACGAGCCUUUGGACUGAAACCCAGCCCCCCUCCCUCCCCCCUCCCCCCUCCCUCCCUCUCUCCCCCCUCCCUCCCCCCUCCACAUCCUCACGUCCUGAUUGGCCGAUCGCUUCGUCACUUGGAUAAUGUAAACAAAUCCAUCUCUGUUUUUUCCCUGUUGUAUCCCCGGAUGCUCUUCCCGGUGAGAGCACUCGGGUCCGUGGCCUUCCCUUCUCCUCAUAACUCAGUGUUUAUGAAGUGGAUAUCGGGAGAGGAGCGCCGACCCUCCUCUCGCCCGCCGCAUUAA